Messenger RNA from Phanerochaete carnosa HHB-10118-sp, 1450 nucleotides. RefSeq lists its product as uncharacterized. Gene Ontology annotation, molecular function: oxidoreductase activity. Bases 250 to 1272 code for a protein of 340 amino acids. The record is from RefSeq and is a predicted model, not a curated record. The transcript is spliced from 9 exons. Lineage: Eukaryota; Fungi; Basidiomycota; Agaricomycetes; Polyporales; Phanerochaetaceae.
CCGGACCAAUCUUUCUCUCGGCAAAUAGCACGUGAGAAACUUGAGGUGAACCUUAGGGACGCCCACUAAUGGGUUACAUUCGGUCACUCGGGCACUCUGUCGCUCGGGCAUUAUUGGGCAUAGACAAGUCCCUCUCGACAUUACCAAGCCCUGGCUCUAUGGCGUAUAUAUACUGGCCUCUAUCUCGCUGACACCCAUCAUCUUCAAUAACCAGUAUCGAAAAAGAGCAGGAGACUUACAGGAAUCAAUAUGUCCCACGCAGAGCAGAAGAACGCUUUGAACGUUGUCAUGGGUGCCGGAAACUUCGGCGCACCUGGCAUCGAGAGUGCGCGCGUGACCAGCGUGAAGGACGUCGAAGCCAUCCUCGAUGUCUUGAAGGCGCACGGCCACAACGAGCUAGAUACCGCCACCAUGUACGGUCAGGGCACGAGUGAGAAGCUAUUGGGGGAAACAGACUGGAAGAAGCGUGGAACUGUCGUUUCCACGAAGCUUCUGCCAGUCGGGACUAACGGACGUGCCAUUCCUGGCUUGCCGACCAUUACUCACAGGGAAGAGGACCUGCGCAAGUAUUUGGAUACAUCUUUGAAGGCUCUCAAGACAGACACUCUCGAUGUUUGGUAUCUUCACGGCCCCGACCGUUCAACUCCCUACGAGGUGACGAUGAAGGCCGUGGACAGGCUCUAUAGGGAGGGCAAGUUCAAACGCUUCGGCAUCAGCAACUACAUGUCUUGGGAAGUUGCGCAGAUCGUCGAGAUCUGCAAGGCGAACGGGUACGUCAAGCCGACAGUGUACCAGGGACUCUACAACGCAAUGAACCGCAACGUCGAGCCGGAGCUGUUCCCGUGCCUGCGCAAAUACGGCAUCUCGUUCUACGCGUUUAACCCCCUCGGCGGCAGCUUCUUCACAGGUCGUUACCGCUCUUUGAACGAUCAGGCCGAAGCUAACUCGCGCUUCGAUCCGAACACGUUCCUCGGCAGGGAUUCACACCGCCGUUACUGGAACGAUGCCUACUUCAACGCGCUGACGAAGAUUGAAGAGGUUGCGAAGAAACACAACUUGACGCUCGCCGAAGUCACCCUCCGUUGGCUGUCACAUCACAGCCUGCUGAAGCGCGAGCACGGUGAUGCGAUCAUGAUCGGUGGCUCGGGCGUGGAGCAGGUCGAGGAGAACCUCACUAACCUCGAGAAAGGCCCUUUGCCCGAGGAUGUUGUUAAGACUUUGGACGAGGUUUGGCUCUCGGUGAAGGCUAUUGCGGCGAACUACUUUCACUGAGCAUUGAUAUUUUGCCUUGCCGCCGCCCUCGCUACGUGGCGCGACACGGCCGGACAGAUUGAGACAUAUGAAGCACUGACUGUUCAGUACGAAAUCCAUGACAUUGACAGUAGCUGACCUUGUAUGAUCAUGCUUUUCCAUUUCUUCGGCGAGAUGAAUUGCAGCGAGGUGAAUUCGA